UCCAUUAGGUCGGCAAGGUUGAUUCUUGAAAGUUGAAAAUUUUAAACUGAUAAUUACAGAAAAGUGUCGGCAAAUAUCAAUUCAAAGUGUGUGGAAUCCUCUGCUGCCGAUUGGCCAUAGCGUGUGCGAAAGCUAACUCGUGUAUCGCCGAACGAAAACUACCGGAAAGAGUUGACGCGUAGGAUAGCAAAAUGCCGGGUUCCGGAACAUUCAAAUUGUUCAUCGGCAACGUCGACGAAAAGACGCAACCCUCCGAUUUGCGGCCGCUCUUUGAAAAGUACGGAACCGUAGUCGAGUGCGAUGUGGUGAAAAAUUACGGUUUCGUGCACAUGGAAAACGAGGAUCAGGGCCGAGAUGCGAUUCAGAAUCUGGACGGGUACGUGGUCAACGGUAAAGCGAUCAAGGUGGAAGCGGCCAGGAAUCGUCGCGCGCCGAAUACAAACACGACAAAGAUUUUUGUAGGCAAUUUGACCGACGUUACACGCGCUCCGCAAGUUCGCGAACUGUUUCAAAAGUACGGUACCGUCGUCGAGUGUGAUAUCGUGCGCAACUACGGGUUUGUCCAUCUGGAUCCGACCGGCGAUGUUAACGAAGCGAUCCGUGAACUCAACGGUAUGAUGGUGGACGGUCAACCGAUGAAGGUACAGGUGUCCACCAGCCGGGUUCGGCCAAAACCUGGCAUGGGUGAUCCGGAGCAGUGCUACCGGUGUGGCCGCUCUGGUCACUGGUCCAAGGAGUGUCCGCGCCUGCUCUGGUCCGAAAGUAGAUUCCGCGAUCGACCGAUGUACGCCAGGGAUCCGUAUCCACCGCCGCCGCCGCCACCGUUCCUUCGCGAUCGCAUUAUGGAUGGAUUUAGGGACACCUUUGACUAUUACGACCGUUACGAUGACCCGAGAGAUCUGUUCGAACGGCGGUAUGGAAUCCGCGGCCGUGACUUUCCCCCCCUGAGAAGUCGCGAACCAAUGCCACCGAUUCCACCGUUGAUGCGUCGCAGUGCGGUAGAAAGUAGCCGCAGCAGCAACUACGACUCUAUUUUCAGUCGUCGCACACCGCCGCCAACCAGUCGUAAUGGAAGCAGCAUCAGUCGCUUCGGAGUGUAUGAGGACUUUAGCCGGGAUUCGUUUGACGACCGACGACAAGGUUUGCGAGGACCUUCGCCCACUCACCGGUACGCUCCGUACUGAGACGAGCUGCAUCCUAUCGGAGGCAACAGCAGCGGCGGUAAUGGGCAAAUGUAUCGGCCCAAUAGCUUCUAUUAUGAGACACGCUGAAAAGGAAAUCGUGUUGAGGUUUGAUGUGCGGCACAGGUUCUUUAACAGUAUCAAUAUAUUGAUGAAGCAGGUACCUACGCAGCUAAUCUACUAUUUGUAGUUUUAACUUCUUUUUCCUAUUAUUAUUAUUAUUUGUAAACCUCUUUUACAUUGACCACAUGAAUAAAUACAGCGGAUAGAAUAUGGCAAUAUUAUGAUUUAAAAUAAACCCCAAAUUGAUACUACAUUCAACAUGUGUUGCACGAACGUUAACUGCAAAAAAUGUUCAUUUAGGUUUUAAUCCGUCGCAAAACAAAAAAGAGUUUUAAGAAUCGCGUGUUACUGGUAGUCAUAAACAGCAGCAUUUUCUCUUGAUUUACCUUAAAAAAAGUUAACUAGAUACUUCACAGGACUAUUCGUAGAACGCAAACUAAUGGAAAUGGUAUUCCAUGAUGAUUAUCCUAUAUAUUUGUCGAUUGAUAAGCAUUAAUAAAUAUCGUCACUAAU
Molecule: messenger RNA, 1757 nt
Organism: Ochlerotatus camptorhynchus
Lineage: Eukaryota; Metazoa; Arthropoda; Insecta; Diptera; Culicidae
Gene: lark
Product: RNA-binding protein lark
Exons: 3
Coding region: 192-1184 (330 amino acids)
Cellular component (GO): nucleus
Molecular function (GO): mRNA binding; zinc ion binding
Source: RefSeq, a predicted model, not a curated record